Messenger RNA from Notechis scutatus (mainland tiger snake), 1411 nucleotides. NCBI's taxonomy places the organism in Eukaryota, Metazoa, Chordata, Lepidosauria, Squamata, Elapidae. The record is from RefSeq and is a predicted model, not a curated record.
GCGGGCCCGGCCCGGGCGCGGCGGCGGCAUGGAGGCUCCGCCCGAGCGGCCGGCGGAGCAGAAGCAUCAGAGGCCUCCGUCGCCCCCCGCGCCGGCCCGGGAGCGCGCCCCGCCGCAGGCCGUGUACCACCUGAAGUGGGUGCGGUGGCGGGAGGCGAGCGCGCCGGUGGUCACGCAGAACGAGAACGGGCCCUGCCCGCUGCUGGCCGUCAUGAACGCGCUGCUGCUGGCCUGGAAGGUGACGCUGCCGCCCAUGAUGGAGCUCAUCACCGCCGAGCAGCUGAUGGAGUACCUGGGAGACUAUAUCCUUGAUUCAAAACCAAAAGAAAUCUCUGAAAUCCAACGUGUAAACUAUGAACAGAACGUGAGUGAUGCAAUGGCUAUCCUGCACAAGCUUCAGACCGGUCUUGACGUGAACGUGAAGUUCACUGGGGUACGAGUGUUUGAAUACACACCCGAAUGCAUUGUGUUCGAUCUUCUUGAUAUUCCAUUAUAUCACGGGUGGUUAGUAGAUCCUCAGGUUGGAGACAUUGUGAAAGCCGUUGGUAACUGCAGCUACAACCAGUUGGUGGAAAAAAUCAUCUGCUGUAAGCAGUCAGACAAUAGCGAGCUGAGAAAGGAAGGCUCCAUAGCAGAGCAAUUCCUCAGUAGCACAGCCACUCAGUUAACUUACCAUGGCUUGUGUGAGUUGACAUCCACCGUUCAAGAAGGAGAGCUGUGCGUGUUCUUCAGAAACAACCACUUCAGCACCAUGACCAAACACAAGGGCCAGCUUUACCUUCUGGUGACCGACCAAGGUUUCCUUACAGAAGAUAAGGUGGUUUGGGAAAGUUUGCACAACGUGGAUGGGGAUGGGAACUUCUGUGAUUCUGAAUUCCACCUGCGGCCUCCAUCGGAUCCGGAAACGGUGUACCAGGGGCAGCAGGACCAGAUUGACCAGGACUACCUGAUGGCCUUAUCUCUGCAACAAGAGCAGCAAAGCCAAGACCUCAGCUGGGAGCAGCUCCCUGAGGACGUCAGUGACCUUGAGCUGGCCAAGAAGCUCCAGGAGGAAGAAGACCGACAGGCCUCGCAGUUCUAUCAGGAGCAAGAGCAAGCUGCUGCCACCACUGCCGCCGCCGCUGCCACCACCACCACUACCACCACUGCUGAAGGCCAGCAAGCCCAGGACGCCACCCCUCCCUCAGUGGGAAGGCAGCCCGGGGGCAGCGAGCGGAAGAGGAAAGAGCCGCGAGAGAAGGAGAAGAGUGCCUGUGCCAUUUUGUAGCGGAAGGGCGGCUCUGGAGCCCAGCACAUCCGCCGGAAGCACCAGGGAUCCUGCGAGCGGGAGGCCCUCCCGCCACCUGUGCCUCCGAAGCCCACAGCCGAUGGCCUCCCGAAGAUCCCCGCGGACACAGCCUGGCUGAGGGUU